Molecule: messenger RNA, 294 nt
Organism: Boleophthalmus pectinirostris (great blue-spotted mudskipper)
Lineage: Eukaryota; Metazoa; Chordata; Actinopteri; Gobiiformes; Gobiidae
Product: pyroglutamyl-peptidase 1-like
Exons: 3
Biological process (GO): proteolysis
Source: RefSeq, a predicted model, not a curated record
UCAGGGUUCGGGCCGUUCGGGGAGCACACGGUCAACGCCAGCUGGGUGGCGGUGCAGGAGUUGAAGAAGUUGGGUCUGGGCUCGGGCGUGGACCUUCACGUGUACGAGGUUCCUGUGGAGUAUCACACGGUGCAGACUCUGGUGCCGGCUCUGUGGGAGCAGUACCACCCUCUGUCUCGUCCGUCGAUGUCGAUGUCGAUGUCGUCGAUGUCGAUGGCGGCAGAGGAGGAGGAGGCUCGGUCUCGGUUCAUUAUCGGGUUUUUGCGUUUGCGUGAGCUCGGCGUUGACCUUUGA